CCUGUUUUACUUUGAUAUUCUCCCGUCUGUGUGUGUCAUGUUCUGUUAUACUCUCCUUCGUCUCGUCUGUGUAACUUUGCCCUGUCCUCCUCUUGUAUCCAGUGUCUGCGUCUUCCUCUGCUCGUUGUGGCGUUCUCCUUUAUUCCAUGCUGUGUGUUCUGCCUGUCUAAGCCUCAUUAGUAUUUCCAGUUGAGUUAGAUUUCUGUUUUUUAAUAAAGCUAAGUUUGAGUUUACUUCUACCUCCGUGAGUCUGCAUAUUGGGUCCCCCAAACCUGCCUGCCACACACAGCCCGUGACACUGCCUUUUACUAAAAGCUGACAGUGUCAAUUGGUGUCAGUCCCGGCUUAAAUCACCAGACUAUCAUGCAGGAAAAUGGGGUUUGUGUGCUUUUAGAGAACUUCAUGUUUUUUCUUCUUGUUUUUAGCGCAGACAGACAAAACAUGUUUACCACAACCCUUUUUCUGAAUUUUGGAUUCCACGUUUUGAAGCGUCAAAAUUUGUAUUUUGGCCCCUGCCAUGUUACAUUUUUGAAGGCAGAAGUAAACUUUCAUGAAAGGAAAGGUGCAGUGUGUUAUGAGGAAAACAUUGCAAAAUGUGAACUCAAAACACGUAUAUUCGGCUUCAGUCGCCAAACCGUGAACUCAUCACUAGAGGGUGAUCUGAACCCUACAUCUCACCACAGAGUUUACAUCACAUCCUCAUCUUUCGAAGGAGCUGCCACCACAGUGAUGGCUUCUGUGAUCAACAGCACUUAUUUUAAGCUGAGUCCUCCACAGAGAAGUAGAUUACAAUUCCACCGCAGAGAAGGCACUGUGCUCAGAGGAUUAGUGCUUGCGGUGAAGGCAGUUAACAUGACAGAAAAUGGUGAAAUCAUCAGAAAUCUUUUACAACCCAUCAUGUUAUUCUUCAAACACAACAACAUGUUGUCAGAGAUUACAGAUGGAACUUGUGUAUUUUGGGAAGAAUCAAACAGUGGAACAGGUUAUUGGAGUGAUAAAGGCUGCAAAACCAAUAAAACUGGAGAUGAAUUUAUUUGCAGCUGUGACCAUCUCAGCUUCUUUGCUGUGCUUGUGAACCCAGAGAUAUCAGUCACAAACUUGGAUGCGGAGAAGCUAAGCUACAUCACUUACAUUGGAUCAGCACUCUCAGUCAUCUUCACAUUCAUCAGCCUGAUCAUCUUCAUUUGGCUACAUCGGCGGUGUCCUGAGAAGGCCAUAGGUCUGCACAUGCAACUAACAGGGGCAAUGUUCUGCCUCCACCUCAGCUUCCUGCUGUGCAGUUUCUGGGAAUGGCUGAGGAAAAAUGAGGACAGCUCAAUUUGCCUGGUUCUUGGUCUCUUUCUACAUUGGUCUCUGCUGGCCACCUUGACCUGGACUGCUCUGGAGGGGUUUCAAAUCUACCUUUUGCUCAUUCGGGUCUUUAACAUCUAUGUGAGGAGAUACCUGCUCAAACUCUGCCUGGUUGGAUGGGGUUUUCCCACAUUUGUCGCAACAAUUUGUGGGAUUUCAGGUGUUUAUGGCAAGUACACUCUACAACUAAGGGAAGCCAAAAAUGGCAAUUCAACAGCACAAAUGUGCUGGAUUAGCAGCGACUUCCAAUCAAGGCGUCCUCUAGUCAGCUACAUCACUACCGUGGCCUUUCCUUUGUUGGUGGUCCUGUUCAAUGCCUGCAUGCUGGGGCUGGUUGUGUGUAAGAUGUGGAAAUUAAGAAGUGAUGAUAAGAAGAUGAACUUUGGAAGCAGCAGUGACUGGAAGGAGAUAAACAAAGAGAAAAGAAAGAGGUUAUGGAAGGACUGUCUCACAGUGCUGGGCCUCAGCUGUGUGCUGGGGUUACCUUGGGGGUUAGCCAGCACUACAUACGUUUCACUCACUGGGAUCUACAUAUUCACCAUUUUGAACUCCCUUCAAGGUGUAUUUAUAUUUCUUUGGUCUGUGGGUUUGGCCCGGAAGUCUUGAUCUGGCUAGGUUUCAUUAGUCAGUGACUCUUCAGAAAUGAUGAACACCAGUUGCAACAGCCAAUAGCCAACAAAAGCCAAUAUGUAUUAUCUAUGACCUGUAUUAGGUGUUGACUGUUGAAUGAGGUUUUUUUGCUGUUUUCUUUCUUCUUUUAUAUGCAAAUGUCUAUUUUGAAAAAAUGCAUCUAUGAUUCUUAUGGUUGCAUUAUUUUUAGUAGAGAAGGCAAAGAUUCUCAACAAUUUACUGAUUCAUAUAAGAAAAUUCAUGUAUUAUGACUUAGGUAAGUUACUGUAGAUGGAAACUUUUGCGCUUUCAUAAAAACAUUUGGUUUCACUGCAGGUCAGUCUGUCAGUGAGAUGUACACUUUCAGAUAUUUUCUUCUGGCUUUCUCCUGUAUGAGUCAAGUAGGAAAACUAUGAUUAAAAUAUUGUAAUGCACAGCAUUAGUUCUGCACACUUAAAUCACCUAAAUGAUCAUUUCUGGAAACUGUCAUAAGGUUUGAGGUUUCAUGUUAGUUUCAUGAGCUAAAAUUGACCGUAACCUUUUCCUUCAGUGGUUUGGGUGCAAAGGUUGCUGUCAGUCCUUCUGUUUUAAUCAACAGAACAUCCUGAAACACAAGCCAGCCUAUCACAGACCCCACAUACCCUCUCAGCAGCUGACUCAAUGUGUAUUAGUCACCUAAGAAUGAGGAGGCUAUGCAGACACGCCAUGACUUUAUGCUACUGUACAGAUGAUUGUGAAGCAUGAAUGUUGCAACAUAGCUCAGUGGAAGCCAUCUUGAUUUUCAUGGUUAGUACUGUUACUGAAGGAGUGUUUAACAUGAAAAAAUACUUUUAUUGCUUUGGACUGAACUGACUUUUCUGUGAAAUGGGGCUGCAGACAUCAUCUCAUGUUAUCUGACAGGAAUUGAAACUGAGUAUUGAACUAUGAAACUCAACAACAGAGUCGCUCUAGAGUGACUCCUUGUGCACAAUAAUUUCUGCCUUUUUUGUAUUACUCAUGGUUUUACUCAUAGGCUGGUUGAUUUACAACAGCAUGUAAUGUGACAGAUCCUCCAAUACACAUGUGCAACCAGAGUAGCAUUUAAGUCAAUUAAACUGUAGUUAUACAUC
Messenger RNA from Oreochromis aureus, 3068 nucleotides. Its product is annotated as adhesion G-protein coupled receptor G1-like. Gene Ontology annotation, biological process: adenylate cyclase-activating G protein-coupled receptor signaling pathway; cell surface receptor signaling pathway. The transcript is spliced from 11 exons. Lineage: Eukaryota; Metazoa; Chordata; Actinopteri; Cichliformes; Cichlidae. Gene Ontology annotation, cellular component: membrane. The coding region runs from base 364 to 1956 and encodes 530 amino acids. Gene Ontology annotation, molecular function: G protein-coupled receptor activity. The record is from RefSeq and is a predicted model, not a curated record.